AUGGAUUCCUCAAAACUAGCAGGCAUCAAACAGAACAUGGAGCUUUUGGGCCUUGCUGAACCCCCGAAAUCAGACGGAGCAACUUCCGAAACAACAUCGCCGAGUCGGACACAGUCACAACAAUCCCAGGGUUCUCAUUUGACCUCCGACUACCCACAAGUGGGAAUCAACAGCAGUCAUAGCGGCACACCCCAACUAUUCCCAUGGCGCUUCAAUCUCGACGCCACCGACUUGGGCCGCACUGAGACACGUCACGAAGAGGCGGCAGGAGAACUCCAGUAUAUCGAUAAACAGAACCAGAACCCAAGAUCAUUGGGAGGCAUUUCAUCCGAAGCUGGCCGCUCCGAUUGCAGCUUUCUCAGUAUUGUACCAAUACAAGACAUGGGUCACUCAGCUCACAUCGAGUGGGAGUCAUCAGAGAUUGCGAAUGAUGCAUGUGGUGUAGGAAUCGAGGUAUUACCUUCAACUUCUCUCGUACCACAGCCGCAGGAGAACGCCAACGACUACGUUGACGUUCAAACCAUGAGCGAUGCCAUGAUUGCAGCCAGUAUUACGUCAGCCUCAGAUGACAUGAACUUUUUGCCUCUGGAUGCACUUCGCCGAAUCGUCACUCCGUCAGCCGUGCAAAGACUUUUGGGGCAUGCAUUUCCUCAUUUCAAACCAAAGGUCAUCAACAGCUGGGUCUCCAGGAUUAGUGGCGAGCAGGAUGAGCCGAAGACAAAAGUCCAACCGAAAAGACGAAAGAUAUUCGCCAUAUUGAUACUAAUGGAGCAAGUACAGUUGAUUGAAGAUUUCAUCAAGAACGGAAUUGAUGACAAGAAUUUGCCUCUGGAAAUCAAGCGGAAUGCAAAACAGAAGCCUUUCAUUCAACUUCAAACGCAGGAAGGUUGUGUCUUGAGUUGCUUUAACCACUGGCGAACCAAACACGUCAACGACUUUGUUCAAAACCAACAGACCAUUUGUACACCGUUCUUCAAACUACCAGGUGCGGAGGUGCACUACUACGAAAUCAAAUCUAAAACUAUCCUACCAUUUGAAAAGUACGACCUAGUCCAAAUUGGCGGCUACGGUAGCGUUAGAAAAGUCAGGAUCCACUGCGCUCACUACAGCCGCGACGUUGGUUCCAAGGUACGUGGGGAAUUAUGA
Messenger RNA from Colletotrichum orchidophilum, 1146 nucleotides. RefSeq lists its product as uncharacterized. The coding region runs from base 1 to 1146 and encodes 381 amino acids. The record is from RefSeq and is a predicted model, not a curated record. Lineage: Eukaryota; Fungi; Ascomycota; Sordariomycetes; Glomerellales; Glomerellaceae. The transcript has a single exon.